Molecule: messenger RNA, 2576 nt
Organism: Papaver somniferum (opium poppy)
Lineage: Eukaryota; Viridiplantae; Streptophyta; Magnoliopsida; Ranunculales; Papaveraceae
Product: zinc finger CCCH domain-containing protein 32-like
Exons: 7
Coding region: 224-1690 (488 amino acids)
Molecular function (GO): metal ion binding; mRNA binding
Source: RefSeq, a predicted model, not a curated record
AGAGAGAGAGAAAGAGAGAGAAAUUCAGACCUAAUUCAGAACCAGAAAUUUCAAUGCAGACAAUUUUCCAAUUUGAUCGGAGUAGUUCAUCAGAUCAUUAGUUUCAGAACUUUUUGCAAACGAUUCAGGCAGUUUCUUACAUCAGUCACUCUCUCUUUCCAAAGUGUACAUUCUUCUUCUGUAAAGAUCAGAACUUUAUAACAUAUAAAAAAAAGAAAAAAAAAUGCACAGUCGGAUUCCUGGAAUGGAAGGUACAAAUACAGAUCCACCAUCAAUAGAUUGGAACAACAACACUGGAGUUGGAGUAAUAGUAUCGGAAACUGGCCUUGAAGAAUCUAUGUGGCAGUUAGGAUUAGGGGGAGGAGGGAGUAGGAAUACUACUUCUGGUUCUUCUUAUCCAGAGAGACUUGGUGAACCAAAUUGUGUUUAUUAUAUGAGGACUGGUUCCUGUGGUUAUGGUAUUAGAUGUCGAUUUAAUCAUCCCCGUGAUCGUACUUUGGCUUUGGGAGCUGUAAGACAAGGAGAAGGAGAUUAUCCAGAGAGGGAAGGGGAACCUGUAUGCCAGUAUUUUAUGAAGACUGGGACUUGCAAAUUUGGUUCUUCUUGCAAGUUCAAUCAUCCAAAAUUUGAAGGUGGAACGGGCAAUGCUGUGUUACUAAAUUAUUAUGGAUACCCACUUCGGCCGGGAGAGAAAGAGUGUUCCUUCUAUAUAAAGACGGGGCAAUGCAAAUUUGGUGAAACCUGUAAAUUCCAUCAUCCACAACCCUCAAGUCUGACGGUACCUGCACCAGCACCUGAAUUUUAUCAAGCAGUUCAGUCUUCUCUAGUUCCUUCUACCCAACAAUUUGGAGGAGUGCCCGCCAGCUGGCAAGUUGGUAGGCCCCCGUUGAUGCCUGGUUCAUUUGUUCAAGGGACUUAUGGGUCAGUGUUGGUAUCUGGAGGAAUGGUUCCCAUUUCAGGCUGGAGUCCUUAUCCGGGAUCUGUAGGCCAAGUUGCAUCUCCAAGUAAUCAGCCCACUUUUGGAGCUGGAUCACCUUAUGGGGUAACACGGCUAUCUCCCUCUGCACCUGCAUAUACAGGAGCUCCCCCACCCUUACCCAUGUCUGCUGCAAUUUCAAGCAGUGGCGAGAAGGAAACUGUUUACCCUGAUAGACCUGGCCUACCCGAGUGUCGAUACUACAUGAGAACGGGGGAUUGUAAAUAUGGUUCCAUGUGUAGAUACCAUCAUCCUCCCGAAUUAAUAGCUCCAAAUACAAUGGUCCUCAGUCCUAUGGGUCUUCCUCUUCGUCCGGGAGCUCCACCUUGCACUUUCUUCGCUCAAUAUGGAGUUUGCAAGUUCGGUCCGACAUGCAAAUAUGACCAUCCAAUGGGGACCCUCAGUUACAGUCCAUCUGCAUCCUCCCUUACUGAUAUGCCAGUUGCCCCGUACCCUGUUGGUUCUUCUCCAACUACGCUGGCCCCAUGUUCAUCGUCUUCAGAGUUACGGCCGGAGUUGAUUACCGGAUCCAGCAAGGAAUCGUUUAUAACAAGAGUACCAUCCUCAGAGAAUGCAUCCAGUGGUUCAGUAGGUUCUAUUUUCUCAAAGAGUAGUAUUGUGCCUCAUUCAAGUCUACCGUUGGCUGGUCAGAGUUCUGCCCCUUCAACUGGUAGCAGCGCAGGUCAUGAUGGUGAGAUCGCUGGCUCUAGUUGAUCAACAACGCCCGAAAACCAUCAUGUUUUUUUGUAGAUCACCAUGUAUUUUUGUACUCAUCUCUCAGAUAAGCACUUCGAUCACACUCCAGCUUCAAUAUUCUGAUUCAGGUCCAUCCGCUCAACUCUUCCUGUUCAUAUAUCUUUUUGUAUUCCUCACUCUUUCAAUUUCGAAUAAGUUAUAACCGGUCCUCCAAUGGUAUGACAACCCCUUUAUUGUCUUUCCCUUCCGCUUUCUUAAUAACCUUGAUAGAACAUCACUUUCACUAGGUGAAAUCUCAUCACUUCCAUCUUUUAAAUCAGCCAGAUCUAUCAAGUUAUGGUCCAUUCGGAAUGAAAAGGAUCAGUCAGUCCCAUGAAGUUCUCUUUCUUUUUCCCUUUUUAACUUAUAAACAGGCUUGUCCUUCCUCUCUUCUUCGUCUUUUUCACUUAUGGGAACAGGUACGUUUAUAAUCUCAACUGGAAAGAGAUUUGGUGCUCUUCUCUUCUCUUCCCCUUUUGUACUAGGGGUUUGUUGUGAAAAAAGAAAUGAAAAGUAUAUUUAUGUUCAGAUACCCCCAAAGCAAAGCUCAAAUUAAGGGGGAAUCUCACUGCUCCUCCCCCCAGAGAGGUCAGAAACAAUGUUAUAUAGUAAAGUUGAAUUGCUGGAUAAUUAUUCAUACUUUGUUAUUGAAACACGAAAACGAAGAAUCCCCCUUAACUUCAUAUAUGUUUACACCUCAGUUUAUUCAUGUACUUCCGUUGAUCGAUCUUUUUGUUCCUACUUGAAUUACCUUUCUUCAUAUAUGUAGUAUUUCAGUAUCAAUACGUUAUUACUUUCUAAGUUGUAUGACUAGUGGUAUGACUGUACCGAGUUGAUGAAAAUGUGGGAAGAAGAUUUAGACAGU